Colletes gigas is the source of this 1800-nucleotide messenger RNA. RefSeq names its product bypass of stop codon protein 1-like. The record is from RefSeq and is a predicted model, not a curated record. NCBI's taxonomy places the organism in Eukaryota, Metazoa, Arthropoda, Insecta, Hymenoptera, Colletidae. Bases 200 to 1213 code for a protein of 337 amino acids. The transcript is spliced from 2 exons.
CUCGAACCACCGACGGAAAACGUUCGCUUCUAAAAUUUACAUGUUUUUCAACAACGUUUCCGUACAAUUCUGUAAAUUUUCAGGAUUAUUUAAGUUCUGCUAGUAAUUUGCGAUUAAGGUCUGCAUGGUAAACCACCUAGACAGAGAAGCGAACGAUUAAAUUUUGAGAAGUGCGCGAACAAGAGAGGAUAAGGUAGAAAUGGAGUGUAAGGUAGAAAGAGAAAAGGAGAAUAAAUCCACAAUUGAUGUAGAUGUAGAUCCCUCGGGGAUAGCUAAUUUAAAAAUAGAGGAGAAUAAAUGUCAGUUGUCGAACGCUGUUACCGAUUUGUGUCCAUCGAAGGCGAAAGAGACGACGACGACGACGACGACGACGACGACGACGACGACGACGACGACGGUCACGGGUACGAAAGUGAAGAGAAAAUCGAGAUCGACGCGCAGGAAACUGAACGCGUUGGUCAGCAAUACGUCUCUGCAUUUCUCCGAUACGGAUUCCGAGGGUGAACUGACGACCAUUAAACCCCAAACACGAUCGAGUCAGUCCCUGGAUAUUCAACAGGCACCGACGAUAUCCGUGACAUCCGAUAAUGUGGAGACCACGAACGGAUCGAACGAAAACACGGUAUUGUCGGCCGACAAAGAGAUGCUUCGAUGCAACAAUUUCCUCGAAAGUCUUACGGACGUUGACGAAAUCUAUCCAAGCGAAACGGAGAACGAUCAAAAGGAAAACGAAAGAAGUAGCCUAAAAGUGAGCGAGAAUUGCUGGCCGGACGAAACCGAUCUCGAGGACAUCGAAGGCGGCGAGGAAGUUCAGACAACGAUUUACGUGAAACCGAGAUCCGACGUGUUUUGCGAAUAUGGCGGGGAAACGAUAAUCACCAAAGAAAGCGACGGUCCGUUCUCCGUCGAGAUACGAAACAAAAUGUACGUGGAGGAUGCACGGGAAUCCGAUUCGUGCACCAACGCGCCGGAUAUCGUGCUGAUGUCAAACACCGACGAAGAAGACAUGGCCAUAUCGGACGAAGAAGACACGCAGCAGGAGGUCUGUUGCUGCCAAAAGGAGAUCCUCGAGGACUUUGACGUCCUCGUAGCCUCUCAAAUCGUGAUGAGACACAUUAACAAGCCGGAAAAUAUGUUGAUCGUUCGAGAUAUCAGCGACGAUGCGAUCAGCGAUUGCCAUACCGAUACCGAAGAAGUCGAUCAGAACGAAUAAAAUAGUUUUUAAUUAAAUAUGUGUGUUUUGAGUGCGGUAAGGGCACGAAUUCACAAAUACGUUAGAGUCAAUAAUGCAAGCUAAAAACAUUUACAUCACUUAUUGUAUCUUCCUAAGUACAUUAUUAGUGGGUUGGUAAGAUCUUUUCGACGAAAAUAAGUCGAAACACGACUUUGUUCGGGCCAUUAAUGUUCGGACCCAUUAAUAAUACGAAGAUACGAAAGUUUUCAGUUUCCAUUAAUGAUUGUUAAUUAAAUUGGAGAAGCUGGACUUUAAUUCUCACAGCUAUCGACUAUCGAGGCUAAAGAGACAGAGAUAGUGGUGGGCAUGUAUUCAUUUUACUUUACAUACAUACAUGUAUGUAUAACCGGACACUAUUUCCCUUCAUACUCGAUUAAAAAUAAUUCUGAAUAGGAUCGUGUCUGGAGUGAAUUCUUACUGGAGAAACGUCACCGAGUCAUUAACAAGUCAUGAUUAUGCAGUGAAAAGUAUACGUGGUUAUGUGUAACCAGGAUUUGUUGAUAAACGAAUUUCCGUUAAUUUUCCUCUGAUAUUGUUAUUUGGUAUUAACGCAAUUUUCUGUACUU